Thrips palmi is the source of this 3396-nucleotide messenger RNA. RefSeq names its product coiled-coil domain-containing protein 177. The record is from RefSeq and is a predicted model, not a curated record. Lineage: Eukaryota; Metazoa; Arthropoda; Insecta; Thysanoptera; Thripidae. The transcript is spliced from 12 exons. Bases 1143 to 3194 code for a protein of 683 amino acids.
CCAAGGUGAUGCGCGUCUUCGCGGGGCGGGGAAUGGAAGGGGAGGGGAGGGCUUGAUCGCCGCGCUGGGGUGGCGCCACGCGUGCUUAGCACCAGUUUGUCGCGGGAAAGGAAGAGGGGGGGGAGGCGGCGGAGCGGCGGACUACCCCCGCGAGGGCUCUGCGGAGGGCGGUAGGCCCCGGGCAGGCCCGGCACCCCCAGUCUUGCCAGCAGUGGGCUCACGGCUCGCCCCUGGAGCUAGGAACGGAAUACCGGGCGGGGCCCUGGACUCGGUCCUGGGGGCCUUGAAGAACUAUGGCUCGCUGGACCUCGCGGUGGACCCGUGGCCAGGCUUGACCAGCCUCAGCCUGCCCAGGCAGUGACGAACUGGCCUUGCGAACAGAGGUGAGGUUGCCGCCAUUCAGACGAGUGGUACAGUGCAGUACUUAGAAGCUGCUUUGCCAAAAAGAAUAAGUGCCAGGUUUCGAUAGUCAGAAGUGUUUCAUCGAAAACCAAUGGAAGUACGGAACUUCCCUCGAGACCUGCCGUGUUUUGGAUCGCAGUAUUGCGACCGAACUACUUGCCCCCCGUACGCCCCUUGCCAAAACAGGAGGGGUGAAGAGUUGGGCUGUUGCUCGCGGCCGGGCCUGGCCUCAUUCCAAACUCGCUCUGUCUCUCUCGCACCCCUGCCGGUGGCCCCAUGCCCCCCAUGAUGGCGAGAGAGACAGAGCGACUCGAGCUGCGGCACGUGCGCCGGGCAGGUAGGCCGCCCUUCGUGUUUGGUUGCCAGGGGCUCCGCUAGCUCCGCACCCUCCGCCCGCCAUUCGCCGCGCUGCAGCGCUCAAUGCAUCCCCUCCCCGGCCUUCCCCGCCGCGGGCAGCCGCGGGGCUCCUGUCAAGAGUGCGUGUAAUUUUCCACUUUUCAUAUCGCGACGCGGGAAUAGCGGACAGAGGCCCGCGAGUUACGGAAAUCUGUUGGAGCCUCCAGUGUCCCUUCCGCGCGCAAUGUCGUGUCCCCUCGGUCCCCUCUCCACGAAGCUGCGAAGCUCGUCUCCUCUUCACCCAGCCCCGGUCCAGUGAGACUCAACCUCCAGCGCGCGGCAGUCGGACCGCCAGUCUCCACUCCACAGUCCAAGGCGGCGCCUCAGACCUCAGCAGCAUCAGCAUGGCCCCCUUCUUGGCCUUCGAGAGCCACUUCCAAUGGAUGCAGGUGGAGCGCCGCUGCCGCUGGGGCGCUGAGGGGAGUCCGAGGGGCAGCCCGGAGCCCCUGGCCCUGCACCUCCAGCUGGCCAAGCUGGACCUCUUCAACUUCGACUCGGCGGCGGCCUGGCACAGCCCAGUGGUGCUCACGUCGCCGCGGUCCCUGGCGGCGUGUCGGCGCGCCGGCGUCAAGCCGGUGGAGCUCCUGUACCGCAGCGAGCAGGAGGUGCUGGCGACGCUGCCGCCCGAUGUGCCCUCCAGCGUGCUCAAGGCCGUGCACCGCAGGACGGAGGACGAACGGCAGGCCAAACUGCACGCGUGUCGGGCCAUCCGACACCAGCUGGUGCAGCAGGCCGGUCGCUUUGGCCAGGACUCCAGCCGGGGCUCCAGCAAGGGCUCCAGUCCCCCGCGCCACGUCGGCCACGUCUUCCUGCCUGACUCGCCGAAACGCGACCAUGACGCCGCCCUGGCGGCCCCGCUGUUCCCCGCCAAGAGGGACGUUCUCCAGGCAGCCUCGCCCGAGGGCCCCGAGGGCGACGCCAAGGUGGUCGCCAGGGCCCCGGGGACGCCCCCCGAGGACUGCAGGAAGGACGCCAAAAAGGUCAUCACGUUUAGCGCGCACUGCACGUCGCCGUCGCCGCCGCCCUCGCGGAAGGAGCUCCUCGACAAGGAGAACGCCGCCAGGCUUGCCAACAGGGUGAGCCUCGAACCUGCUCUCGACUCCAGGCAGGGUUCCCGGCCGGAAUGCCGCCUGGAGGCCAAGCCCGUCUCGAGGCUGGACAGGCUGGACGUCGCCCUGGGGGCCAUCAGCCCCAACCUGAGCGCGGCCACCAGCCCGGCCCGCAGCGUGAGGAGCCAGCGCAGCACGCCGUCGACGGACAGGAAGGCGGCGUCCUUGUCCGUCCCGGACUGCGACAGCGGCCGCGGCAGCAGCACCGUCCACAGCGCCGAGCACGGCGUCGUGCACAGCCUGCGCCUGUCCAGGCUGGAGACCGCCACGCCCAGCGACCUGGGCUCCUGGAUGCCGGGGAGCGUGCUGGGCCUCGGCCUCGGCCUGGGCGAGGAGGUGGUGGUGCCGGAGCACGACCGCCGCAUCCUCGAGAGCAUGGCGAUGAAGAAGCAGCAGGAGCGGCGCGACGAGGAGGCGGCCCACCGCGCGCACCUGCAGUGGGAGCAGGAGCGACAGCUGCGGCGGCAGAUGGAGCUGGAGCGCGCGGCCAAGUGGCAGGCGAGCGUCAACGCGAGGCGGCAGUGGGAGGCCAAGGAGAACGCACGCAGGAUGGAGGCCGUGAAGCGCAGCCUGCGCCUGGCGCAGCAGCGACUGGAGGAGAGCAUCCGCCUCAAGGAGGAGAGGGUGCAGCUGCGCGUGCUGGAGGAGGACGUGCAGAGGAUGGUGCUGCAGGGCGAGCGGAGCAAGGAGUACGCGGCGCGGCGCCUCGAAGUGGAGGAGAAGCUGCUGCACAUCCAGGAGGGCGAGCGCAGCUACCGCCGCCUGCUGGACGAGGAGCUGCGCCUGGAGCGCGAGGCCAAGCACUCGGACGCGCGCGCCCUGCACGCCGACCUGGAGCACGGCCUGCAGCUGUGGCGCGAGCGCUGCGCCGCCCUGCGCGAGAAGGCCGCCCUGCGCGCCCAGGAGCGCGCCCUGGAGCACCGCGAGUACGUGCGCGCCAAGCUGCACCGCAGCAACCAGCGCCGCCGCCGCCAGCACCGCGUGCUGCACGCCAGGGUCCUGGCGGAGGAGGAGUGCCGGCAGCGUGCGCAGCGCGGGGAGAUCCGCGACAAGGACCAGCGCAUCCGCCAGCUGCGACGCCUCAAGGAGCGCGCCGUCGAGGAGUCCCGCGAGCAGGCCUACGCCACGGCCAGCCUGCGCGAGGAGCUGCGGAGGGCCCUGUCGCCCGAGACGUUCGAUCGCAAGGCGGCGCGGGUGCAGCUGGAGAUGAGGAUCUCCACGGGGAGGGCGUGCGCGUCCAGCCUCAGCCCGGAGCCCACCAACCGGUCGCACAUCUUCCUGGGCUAAGGCCGAGGGCUUCCAGGCCUCUCGCCAGGCCUGCAGCCCGACGCCCGCCCACAUCCGUCUCAAUCGUUCUUCCCUGUCGUCGACGCGACGGCCGCUCACCUUCUAACUUCAGUUUUUACCAGGCUACUUUCGUAGCAGUGCACUCCGUGGGAAACGGUGUCCAUUUGUAUCGAGUUUGAAAUAAAUUUUUGAAAAAACUUAA